GCGCCCUCAGCCAUCCGGCGCUUGAACCGGAGAGCGGCCGUUGCCUCCGCGAGCCCCCAUGGCGAUGGCCGGCUCGAUGCUUUCCCCGGAGGCGGAGGCGGAGGAAGAAGCCGACGAGGAGCUCCUGCAGCUGGAGACAGAACCGCCGGCCGUGGCGGUUUCCGGACGGGUGGCGCCGACGGCUCCUGGCGGCGCCGUUCGCCUCCUCGCCGGCCGGGAGCUGUUCGAGGCGGCCUGUGAGGAGCAGGAAAGCGACGGCGAAGAGUCAGAGCCGCUCCUGGGCUCGGCGGCCGCGGGCUGGGGCCACCGGGCCCGGGACGGAACAGGAAAUGUGGGAAGCAUUGCAGAGAUGAACUUCUGUAUGGACGAUCCUGAAUUUGCUGAAGUCAUGCAGCGAGCGGAACAAGCCAUCGAAAGCGAAGUCUUUCCCGAAAGAAUCUCCCAAGGGUCCAGCGGAAGCUACUUUGUCAAAGACUCCAAGAGGAAAAGUAUUGGAGUGUUUAAACCCAAGUCUGAAGAGCCUUAUGGUCAUCUAAAUCCAAAAUGGACCAAAUAUUUUCACAAAAUCUGUUGCCCUUGCUGUUUUGGCAGAGGCUGCCUUGUUCCUAAUCAGGGGUAUCUCUCCGAAGCUGGUGCCUAUCUUGUGGACAGUAAACUAGGAUUAGGAGUGGUCCCCAAAACGAAGGUCGUCUGGUUUGUAAGCGAGACGUUCAACUACAGUGCCAUCGACCGUGCCAAGUCAAGAGGGAAGAAAUACGCUUUGGAAAAAGUGCCAAAAGUUGGCAAAAAGUUUCACCGAAUUGGACUACCUCCUAAGGUUGGCUCCUUCCAGCUUUUCGUGGAAGGUUACAAAGAAGCUGACUAUUGGCUCAGGAAAUUUGAAACUGACCCUUUGCCCGAGAACACAAGGAAACAGUUUCAGUCACAGUUUGAGAAACUGGUUGUGCUUGAUUAUGUUAUCAGAAAUACUGAUAGAGGCAACGAUAAUUGGUUAGUCAAGUAUGAAAAACAGAGCGAUGGGCCUGAUCUUUCUGAUAAGGAGAUCCAAUGGAUUAAUGAAAAGGAACCUAUUAUUAAAAUUGCAGCAAUUGAUAAUGGCCUUGCUUUUCCUUUCAAGCAUCCUGACGAGUGGAGAGCAUAUCCAUUCCACUGGGCUUGGCUUCCACAAGCAAAGGUCCCCUUUUCUCAAGAGACAGUAGAUUUGAUACUUCCUCGUAUUUCUGACAUGAAUUUUGUACAGGACCUCUGUGAAGACCUUUAUGAACUUUUUAAGACUGACAAAGGGUUUGACAAGGCUACCUUUGAGAACCAAAUGUCUGUAAUGAGAGGACAGAUACUGAACCUUACUCAGGCCUUAAAGGAUGAAAGAAGCCCUCUUCAGCUGGUCCAGAUGCCUCGGGUGAUCGUGGAGAGAAGCCACGGUGGAACUCAAGGAAGGAUUGUUCACUUGAGCAAUGCAUUUACUCAGACUUUUCACAGCCGGAAGCCUUUUUUCUCCUCCUGGUAAAAAGACCAAGUAAAAAGACCUUUAGUUUAAGCAAGAUGUUCUACUACGUAAAGAUUUCCGAAUAAUUUUUUCUUUGCUCCCCUCCCUCCCAAUGCUGGACUGCCAAAACCUCAGAAAUUUUAUAUAUAUAUAUUGAAUGUACUCAGUUUACAGUUUAUUUAAAAUUGUGAAAUUUUACAUCAGGGAAACGAGGAGCCUAAACUGUAUUUUUAUAGACGGUUCGAUGUUUUUGUGUAUUUGGUUUUCUUUGGGGGGGUGGGGGGGAAUAAAAGUUUACAGAUGCCAAAGACAACUUUUGACUCAGUUGGAGGGGGGAGGGGAGAAAUUGUUGCCUACAAUAUCCAGAAAUUAUCAUUUAAUUUUUUAUAGAUAGGAUUGAAAUGCCUGGCCUUUUACUUCACCACAUAGUUGUCUCCCUGUCAUCUUAAUCUAAUCUACAGGACCAAUCUGCAUUUGGAAAAUAAAGGGCUUUGAAGGUAGGUUAAAUUCAUGUUGGUAGUCCAGAGGAAACAUGCUGCAAUUAUGUCAUAGCUCUCAUACCUUAUUUGCACUGAAGGCAAGCAGUUCUAAGUGCAACUUAGCAUCUGCUUCACUGUGUAUUGUUUGAUUUGGGAAAGGAAUGGAUUUGGGAAAGGAAUGGUCAGUGCUUCUUCGCCACGGUUGCGUGCAUAAUUUAUUGCACAGCCUAUCUCUGCAUUUUUAGCUACUAGCUCCAUCUGUAUUUUAAAAAAAUUCUAUUUACAAAUGUGUGGCUUUUUGGGGGUGGGGAGAUACACGAUUUUAGGAACACGGUUUUCCAGGUUUUCAUGCCUUUUCAGUUUUUUUGUUUUCGGUGUAAAAAGAAAAAUAAUCAAGCCAGUUAACAGAUGACUUCAUUAAUGUUUAAAGAUACCCUUUUUCAAAGUCACCUUUAACAUUGUUUUACUUUAGUACCAAGAAGUAACACAUUCCAAAAAUUGUUGGUUUUCUGGACCAAGAACUGGAUGAGGGAAAACACUACAAAAAAAGGAACAUAGUUUUAUUUUUUAUUUUAAUUUUCCUGAGAAUAUACGUAUUGAUAAAUGCAUGCUUCAGUCUGGUGAUUCUUUUUUUGUCAGAAUGAGGAAUUGAGGAAAUACUGUAUUUUGUUAGAACAAUAUUUCUGCUGCAACUUUGGGGUUGGGGUUUUGAAACUUUUACCAAAGCCAGUUAAAUUCACUAACUUGAAACCAAAGUUUACUUGUACGUUAGUGCCUCUCUUCCUUAACAUCAAUAUCUUGGUAAAAAAACUUGCAAAUCAGAAAAAAAAAAUCCAUUUUCGAUCAUUUUGUUGUCAGGUAAUUCCACAACAACUCUAAACUUUGUAUUUGGCUUUAGCUGAUCAUCACUUGCAAGAAUGAUAAUCGGAAUAACUUUAAACUUACCAAGAAUUUAGUAAAACUUGUUUUAAGCAUCAGGUUUUGAAGCUCAAAACAUCUGUGUGAAAAAUGGGGGUUUUUUCCCAUUAAAAAUCGUGCCUAGCUUCCUGGGAAAUGCUGUAUCUUUAACUGCAGAGCAAUACCCCACACAUUCUUGCAUUGCUGUUUCUUUUAACGUUUGUUUAAACCAAUGUAGCCUGUUGGGAUAAUCUACUUGAUAUUCUAAGAUGCAUAAGCCUUAAUAUUGAAAAUAGACUGUAUUGCGGGUUGAUAAAUUUAUUCCGAUUUCAGUUUGUGUCCAUUCCUCCAAAUUAUUUAUUGCUCAGAUGUGCUGCUGCAGAUCUGCCACAAUUGUCCAGUUAAAUUUAAUCUAUUUUUUUUGGAGAGAAACAUCUGGAACAGAGAAUCCUUUCCUUCCUAAAAUGAGGUUCAUUUUACUCGUUUAUGGUAUUUGUCAUGCUGCUAUCUUCCAUGUUCUUAGCACUCCAUAUAACAAGACAACACUUUUAGCCAGCCUGAUCGUUUUAUCAUUAAAGUGAAUUGUUUCAAUUAA
Molecule: messenger RNA, 3457 nt
Organism: Notechis scutatus (mainland tiger snake)
Lineage: Eukaryota; Metazoa; Chordata; Lepidosauria; Squamata; Elapidae
Gene: PI4K2B
Product: phosphatidylinositol 4-kinase type 2 beta
Biological process (GO): Golgi organization; endosome organization; phosphatidylinositol phosphate biosynthetic process
Cellular component (GO): endosome; plasma membrane; lysosomal membrane
Molecular function (GO): 1-phosphatidylinositol 4-kinase activity
Source: RefSeq, a predicted model, not a curated record